UUGUAGCGCGUGAAAAAGGAAUAAUCCGGAAGUAGCAUCAGCAGCAAUGGGGGGAAAACAAACCGCGCCAUCGCACUAGGUUCAGGCAACAUGGCUGCGAAUAAAAGAAGGUUCACGAUCGAAGACAAACGACGGAUUCUUGAGCUGUAUGACCAGCUUCCUCUGAUGAGCCAAAGAAAGGCUGCGAAACGACUGAACGUGACUCCGUCUAUGCUUUGGAAUAUUAUCCAUAACAGGAACUGCAUAAUAAAAGGCGAGAUCAUUAAACGUGAAAAGAACAAGUGGUUAGGAUGUGGUAGGUCACCAAGACUCGAGGCAAACAUCUGGAAAUGGAUCGAUCAGCUGCAGCAAAACGGAACCCCUGUUACUGAUCUAAUGAUUCACCGUAAAGCGUUGGACAUUGCCGGGCGAAUGGGGAUAGUUCGCUUCAGACCGAGUCCCAGGUGGUACAGCGGGUUUAAGAAACGAGAGGCGAUCGUGCGUGAGAGGUAUCGCAUCUAUCCGGCAUCUGAUCACAACAAUCUGCCUGAUGAACAGCUCGGAUCUCAGAACAAACCUGUCUCUGCGUCUCCAAACGCUGGUGUUGAGCCUCCUCGGGAACACAGCACUCAUGACACCGAGGGAAAAAGUGCUACAGUGAACGAAACCGAACAGAACAAACCGCUUCAGGCCCAAAACAACCCUACAGCCCUGAUGGGCAAAGUAAACGGACAGAUGCAGACAGUUACUGUUCCUUCACUGCACCAAAUGCAGGAAGCUAUGAAGACUUUAGCCACUGGUUUGUUAUACCGCGGUUUUAGUGACUUUAAUCUCCUCCAUCAGUUUGAGAGAGAAGUUUCAAACGUUGUGAAGAGAUCAAAGGCACAAGGAUGUCAGGACAGUUUUGUAGCCUGAGUGCUGGGUCACUUAAUAUUGUUGUCUUCUGCAAUGUUCAAGUGCACUAUUUAUACCCUGUGCCUUCUGUGGUGUAUUAUUUGGCUACUAUCGUGUUGAAGUGCACUGUGGGAUUACACCAACACACUGGAUAACCUUAAUGUUUGUGGACAAGAUGGAAAGACAGACUCACAUGUGUACUGUGUAGUAAAUAGGGUUUGGAAAUACAAGGAAACACGUUGCCUAGUUUGGCUGCUUCACUACUGUUUGCUGUUAUAUACAGUGUUGGAACAUUGAAUGUCUACUUAUGAUGGUUAAUGUUUAAAACAUCGUAGGCACGCUGCUGCCAAAAAAAAAAAGCCUAUAUUAGGUAGAUUUCACUAAAGGAAAAACUGUUUUGUUUAACUGUUUAUGGACAAAACACCACACUGCUGUUAUAAAGCUACAUUCUGUCAUUGUCUGACAUUGGUAUGAUACCGUGAAAGAUAGGCCUGCUUUUAUCCAUAAAUGUCUCCUGGUUCUGUCCUACAUGUGUUUAAGUGUUUUCAAUCCAUAUCGAGUUAACCAGCUAAUUAAACAACCCUUCAUUUUUUGAACUGGGUCUGUUGGAGAAGGAAAUGCGAUAAAAAUGUGUAGGAUACAGGGUUGGGAAAUGAUCAGAAACCUUUUUUUUUUAUAACUCAGCCUCUCAUUGAAAUUAUAAUAGUGAGGUCCUUGUUCUGGUGAAUGUGGUUUGGAAAACUUGGGCAUUCAGCAUCAAUUUGUUCGUAGGCUGAUGUGUCUUGUUCCUUGUUUGCAGGGUCAAUUUUAUUUAGUAUCAAGUUUAUUACUGUUUUUCAGUCAUGGUUUUCAAUUUGUAAUUUGCAAAAUAUCUUAAUUUUUUUCCUAUGGAGAAAUAUCGAACCAUCUGUAAAGCAGCUGUAGACCAUUGUAUUAAAAAUAUAGAUGUAUUUUAAUUGUGUUGUAUGGAUUUUUUUUUUGACGCUUUCUCUUAUGUGGCCACAAUGGGGCGCUGCUUCUCAUGUAAAUUUGUGUGUGUAAUCUCACCCAUUUGGAAACUACAUAAACAUGUUUAUAAACUGUG
Tachysurus fulvidraco (yellow catfish) is the source of this 1957-nucleotide messenger RNA. RefSeq lists its product as uncharacterized. The record is from RefSeq and is a predicted model, not a curated record. Gene Ontology annotation, cellular component: nucleus. The coding region runs from base 91 to 894 and encodes 267 amino acids. NCBI's taxonomy places the organism in Eukaryota, Metazoa, Chordata, Actinopteri, Siluriformes, Bagridae. The transcript has a single exon. Gene Ontology annotation, molecular function: DNA binding.